UGUCAUUGUCAAACAAGUCGAAACUUGUAACUGAGAAAGGCGGCAUGAAAUUGUAAAAUAAAUUUUAUAGUUUUUUAUUUAUUUAGUAAUGUUUUGUUUUUACAAUGUCGGUCCCGUUUGAUAUGUUAUUGCAUCCAGAACUUUUAAGUAAUGAACAGUUGAUAAGAGUUAUCCAAGAGAGACAUCUACGAGUUCCAAACUUGGGUUUGUUGCACAGAGAUGAACUAUUGGAUAUAUUUCAUAAUUAUUGCUUGCCUCAUGGCCAAAGGAAAUAUAGAGAUUCCGGGCGAGGCAAAAUACUGAACAAAUCGCGCCAACUAAGUCCAGAGCCAGUAAGAAAGUUAAAUGUUAUGAAUAAUCAAGAGAGUAAGGUUUACAAAGGCAACCCAGGCUGUGAUAGACUGAAACCUCCACCAGAUUGUGUCUCUAGUCACCCAAAGAGGAUUAAGAUUGAAACUACAAUAUCUCCCAUAACAAAUACAGGCUUCCUCAAUACUAAUAAAAGGAAAAAUUGUGCUGAUUCUAUCACUACAACAGACAGUCCGCCCUCUAAGAAAGAAAGGAAACCAAUAACAUAUCCAUGAAAUGUGAAUAUAAACAUUUAUUCUUAUUUAUUUAUCAGCAUCAGUAUUAGGGUUAUUUUCCACCAGAGAUGUGCUGUGUAGCUAUGCUGCGAGGAUGUAAUAGCUAAGCUGUAAAACUAUGUGACCAUUUCCACUGAUACUAAGCUAUGUUACUGUGUGAGGAAGAUGCACAGCUUGAUUAUGUGAUGUAUCGAUAGUAGGGAAGCCAUCAAUAGCACACACCCAUAGUAUGUAUCUUUCGCACCAGUGCUAAGUUAUGAGCACUAGUGAAAAUGAUUGCUGAAACCCAAAUGCAUAGCACAUCUCAGGUGGCAAAGCACCCUCAGGUGUUUUAAACCAUCACAAUGACAAUAAUGGUAAACUUAUAACUUUAUCCUCAUCAUGAUCAAGCAAUGGAUAUGUAAACUACCUUUAUUUUGAUACACCAAAACACUAAAUAUAUUAUGUACCUAAGAAAUGUUGAAUAAAAAUAAACUUUAGAUUAGAAGGUGCCUACAUCAUAUUCAUCAUAAACCAUCAUGUCAUUGUAAAUGUUACCAUUUUAUAAGUACACAAAUUAUAUAACUCAUUCCCAUCACUUAUGGUAUAAUAUCGCCAACCCGCAUUGAGCAAGCGUGGUGAUUAAUGCUCAAACCUUCUCCAUGCAAGAAGAGGCCUUUGGUCAGCAGUGGCCACUUAUCCACUCUAACGUCCAUGGAUACUAUAGUAUCCAAAGUGACGAGUUCUGUUUAACUCCCUCUAGUUUAAAAUACGGUCUUGUUUGGUGAGUUUUGACUGAUUAUCUAUACAGCUGAAUAAAUUGUUCGACGAAAAAAUAAGACAUGGCGUUGUAAUAUGCUUUGACAAACAAAAUAUAAAUUUUUAAAGUUAGUUGACUCGUUUUUGAAGUGUUUUUGUGAGUUCCAACAAUUAUGUCGUAAAUACUACAGUUUUGUUUAAUUUAUCUUGCAAGUGUUAUACAUCAAAAUAAACUAGAAGAUUUGUGCUUUACGAUGAUGUACAAAUAUCACAGUUUUAGCUGAUAAAUCUAGUCUAAUUUUAACUUCAAACGAUUGUUGUUUCGAAAAAAAUGGCCGGUCUGGUGUUGGCCACUUUUAGUUUUGUUUAUACAUAUUUUACAUACUUUGCAUUACAAUAGUAUAUAAAAUAUCGAAACACAUUUCGUAAUAAGCAAAAUAAUACAUUUUUCAAAGAGAAAUAUACUAAAUUCAUUGAAGAUUCCAUAAUAAUGUCAAUGUGUUCCUCAGGUUUUUUGAUGUGUAAAAUUACGAGUAGUGUUUUCUUUCGAUUUAAUUACAAUACUUAGAGUAAACCGAAUAUAAUCAUAUAUACAUCAAAAGAAAGGGUAAUGAGUCUAGUUUGUUGUAAAAAUAUUUUAUUGAUAAAAUAUGCAAUAGUUGUGCCGUAUAUUCUAAAAAGGUAGAAAUAAUUCUGUUUUUUUUUCUGUGUUUCAUGUUUAACCCGUUUUA
Spodoptera frugiperda (fall armyworm) is the source of this 2053-nucleotide messenger RNA. RefSeq names its product ashwin. Gene Ontology annotation, biological process: embryonic morphogenesis. The record is from RefSeq and is a predicted model, not a curated record. The transcript is spliced from 3 exons. Lineage: Eukaryota; Metazoa; Arthropoda; Insecta; Lepidoptera; Noctuidae. Gene Ontology annotation, cellular component: tRNA-splicing ligase complex. The coding region runs from base 105 to 584 and encodes 159 amino acids.